AUGAGGAUCCAAGGACCAGUGGAAACAGUUCCUCCUACGUCCAGUCUGCGAUGGAAGAAGCGCACAGUGAGGAGGGCACGGCAGACCAUCCGCUACCUCUCGGACUGUGAGCGGCACAAGAAGAUGGCUACCUUCAUCCCCUCUGCAGCUGUCUAUCUUCCUCCACCAACCUUCAGGCCCCUUCCACUUGCUCAAUGGUUUGAGACGGUCCACUCCAAUGACAUUCUCAGCCAUCUGGAUGAGAUGAAGGUAGUGAUCACUUCUACCUAUGGUAGAAUUCUGAAAAUGGAUUCAACAAAGAAGAUCACCAAGAAGCUGGCUGGCGGGAUCGGGGACAGUGCUGCAUGGAUGUCCAAUAUCGGAAACGAGUUAGGCCAGGUCCUGAACUCUGUUCUGACGUCGGGUGAAGGUGCAGGGUUGGAAGAGUUGUGCCAAGGCGUCGUCACUCGGUACAAGAAUGCAGGCCAAGCUGAACCUGAGGCCAUCUAUGUCGACCGAGACUGCUGCAGCCAGUCAGGCGUGUCUUCAGUGGCUAAGCUGUUUCACCCAUGGCAAACUGCAGUGCGCUUGGACAGCUUCCACUUCAUGAGGCGCUUUAACUGCGGCCUCACAACAGAACACCACCCUCUGUAUGGUAUUUUCUGUGCCAAGCUUUCCUCCUGCAUUUUUGCAUGGGACCAGGAGGAUGUGCAACGCCUGAAGGAGGCCAAGAGAGAAGAGUGGAAGAGCAGCCACAGCGGGCAUACUCCCACUGAGGAGCAGCUCAUGGCCACCAUCAGUCCAGGCGAACUGAAGAGGCACUGCAGGAGGAGGACCCGUGGAGUGGAGGAGAUGCGGGGCAUGAUCUCAGGGCUGCUGGAAUCAGUGUGGGAGCUGACGGACACCACAGGGCUGCGUCUGCUGAGCCAUGACAGCAUGCGCCAUGUCUGGGAAGUGCAGCAGAAGCACCUGGAGUGCCUCCAAGACCCUGCAGGUGUGGCACUCUACACGAAGGUGGGGACACUCCAGAAGGGCGGCAAAGAGCUGGACGUCCUAAGGUGUGGUAGGGGGUCCUCCUCCCUGGAGAGUUUUCACAGACACCAGUGCGCUUUUAUUCCAGGCUGGCGGUGCAAUGCUGUUCAUACACAGAUGUACAUGCUGGAGGGAGUAUCGAGGUGGAACAUGGGCCGGGCCAAGGAGGCAGUAGAUGUGGAGGGGGCCUCAACGCUCAGAAGCUUCGAUGUCCGCUUGAUGUCCCACCUCAGCAACUUAAGCCAGCGCGUUCUUGGUUCCACUCCACCCGGGAAACCUACUAGCGAGCGCAUAGCAGUGGAGUAUUUAUUGGCCCAGACCAACAGAGGUGACCUGCUGGCUCCAAAUCAGGUCCCUGAGGUCCCCUCGCAGGUACUUGAGGAGGAGGAUGAGCCGGAUGACACCAUCAGCAUCACUGACAUUCUGUGCCAGUCAGCUGCGAUAGGGGCUGGUGAUCCUCCAGGAGAGAAUAAGAUCAAGAGUAUGUCCGAGUACAUGAGUAGCCUUGUCUAUAUGCUGGAGAAGACUGAAGGAAUCCAGGACGUGGCAGAAUUCGCUGACCAUGGGUCUGCCUGGACAACAGACAUGGAUAUUGAAAUCACCCAAUAUCAGCAGACGGUCAUGUAA
Molecule: messenger RNA, 1638 nt
Organism: Gadus macrocephalus (Pacific cod)
Lineage: Eukaryota; Metazoa; Chordata; Actinopteri; Gadiformes; Gadidae
Exons: 7
Coding region: 1-1638 (545 amino acids)
Source: RefSeq, a predicted model, not a curated record